Messenger RNA from Penicillium chermesinum, 765 nucleotides. RefSeq names its product oxidoreductase, short chain dehydrogenase/reductase family superfamily. Bases 1 to 765 code for a protein of 254 amino acids. NCBI's taxonomy places the organism in Eukaryota, Fungi, Ascomycota, Eurotiomycetes, Eurotiales, Aspergillaceae. The record is from RefSeq and is a predicted model, not a curated record. The transcript is spliced from 3 exons. Gene Ontology annotation, molecular function: oxidoreductase activity, acting on the CH-OH group of donors, NAD or NADP as acceptor.
AUGUCUAAGAAUAUCCUGAUUGUGGGUGCGACCCGAGGCCUGGGAGCCUCGCUGGGAGCCCUCUAUUCCAAGCAACCAUCUACGCAGGUGUUUGGAACCACUCGAUCGACAUCUGCUCCAAACAAAAACUCCAUUCACUGGCUCACGGGCAUCGAUGUUGCUGAGCCCAAUGUUGGCCAGAAGCUAGUUUCUCAAAUUCCUGGUUCCACAAAGCUAUCAACUGUGAUCAUCUCCGCCGGUUACUUCGGAUUGGAAAGCUUUGAUGAGCCAGAUUGGGAGAAAGAAGUCCGGAUGUAUACCACCUCGGCGAUUGGCCCGGUUUUUCUGGUGCAUCACUUGGUCAAAGCUAAUCGCCUCGAGCACGGAAGCAAAGUAAUCCUCGUCAGUAGCGAAAGCGGAAGCAUCACGCUCCGGCAUGAGGAGGAAGGAGGUGGUAACUACGGCCAUCAUGCGAGCAAGGCGGCCCUGAACAUGGUGGGGAAGCUUUUAAGCUUAGACUUGAAGCCGCGGGGCAUCGCAGUUGGCUUGGUUCAUCCGGGCUUUAUGCGAACUGAAAUGACCAAGGGGGUCGGGUUUGACAAGUUUUGGGAUUCAGGUGGCGCUGUUCCUCCAGACGAAGCUGCUCAAUCUUUGGCGUCUUUCGUCGAAGACUUUGACAUUCGCAAGACCGGGCAGUAUUGGGCGCCUAGGGGACCUGGAGAUAUUGGCACCGCUGAGAGUGUUCUAGGAAAAGACCUGCCGACACCACUACAACUGCCCUGGUAG